AUGUUCAAAAAGGUGGAACGGAUCACAUGCGUAGGUGCUGGUUACGUUGGAGGUCCCACUUGUGCAAUGAUUGCGCACAAGUGUCCAGAAAUUCAGGUCACUGUCGUGGACAUGAAUUUCGAGAAGAUCGAACAGUGGAACUCGGAAAACCUGCCAAUCUUUGAGCCUGGUUUGGACGAGAUUGUGUUCUCCGCACGUGGGAAAAAUCUGCAUUUUAUCACUGAUAUUCCCAAAGCUAUCAGGGAAGCGGAUCUAAUCUUUAUAUCCGUGAAUACACCGACGAAGACUUACGGUAGAGGAAAGGGAAUGGCUCCGGAUCUCAAGUACGUAGAGUCGGUAUCACGUACAAUCGCGAAACAUGCAGUUGGACCAAAGAUCGUAGUUGAAAAGAGUACGGUACCCGUUCGAGCUGCUGAGAGUAUCAACGCGAUACUCAGAGAGGCUCAACGAAACGAUCCUAGCCUGAAGUUCCAGGUGCUUUCCAAUCCGGAAUUUCUCGCUGAAGGCACAGCUAUCAGAGAUUUGUCUAAUCCAGAUCGUGUUCUCAUUGGUGGAGAAUCGUCCCCUGAAGGAGCGGAUGCUGUAGCCCAACUGGUUCGCGUGUACGAGAAUUGGGUUCCGCGUGACCGAAUCAUCACCACUAACACCUGGAGCUCAGAACUCUCCAAACUGGCUGCGAACGCUUUUCUUGCCCAACGAAUCUCAUCGAUCAAUGCUAUCUCUGCUAUUUGUGAAGCUACUGGUGCUGAUGUGAAGGAAGUCGCGCACGCUGUAGGACUUGACUCUAGGAUUGGAAAUAAGUUCUUGCAGGCUAGUGUAGGAUUCGGUGGAAGCUGCUUCCAGAAAGAUGUGCUAUCUCUGGUUUAUCUGUGUGAAUCACUUAAUCUGCGUAAGGUCGCUGAUUACUGGAUGGGGGUGAUUGACAUCAACACAUGGCAACGUCGCCGUUUCUCCGACAAGAUCAUCGCCGAAUUAUUCAACACCGUCACUGAUAAGAAAAUUGCUGUAUUCGGCUUUGCUUUCAAGAAGAACACCGGGGACACUAGAGAGUCGUCCGCUAUUCACAUAAUCAGUCAUCUUCUCGAGGAACAUGCCCACAUUUCUAUCUUCGAUCCUAAAGUGACCGAAACGCAAAUGCGCUGGGAGUUAGAACAAAGAUCACCGGAGGAGCAAGUGUCGAAAUUAGUCACGGUUCAUCAAGAUCCGUACACCGCGGCAGACGGCGCGCAUGCUAUUGUCGUCCUCACCGAAUGGGAUGAUUUCAAGGAACUCGACUACGAGCGAAUCUACAAAUCGAUGCAGCAUCCGGCGUCGAUAUUUGACGGUCGACUCAUCCUCGACCAACGUCAACUCCGCUCAUACGGCUUCCGAACCUUUGCGAUUGGUUCAGCUCCCGAUCAAGCCUACAAUCUGUUUGGAAGCUCUGGUUAUUCAUCUUGA
Molecule: messenger RNA, 1440 nt
Organism: Necator americanus (New World hookworm)
Lineage: Eukaryota; Metazoa; Nematoda; Chromadorea; Rhabditida; Ancylostomatidae
Exons: 15
Coding region: 1-1440 (479 amino acids)
Biological process (GO): glycosaminoglycan biosynthetic process
Cellular component (GO): nucleus
Molecular function (GO): NAD binding; UDP-glucose 6-dehydrogenase activity
Source: RefSeq, a predicted model, not a curated record